Molecule: messenger RNA, 2400 nt
Organism: Aedes albopictus (Asian tiger mosquito)
Lineage: Eukaryota; Metazoa; Arthropoda; Insecta; Diptera; Culicidae
Exons: 2
Coding region: 582-2141 (519 amino acids)
Source: RefSeq, a predicted model, not a curated record
UUAACGACGUUGCCAACCAAGAGUUCGACAUUCCACACGGCAGUUGGCAGAGUCAGCAGAAAUCAUCAUGGUAACAGCGAUCGAUAGGUCGAUGGGUCGGACGUGGUGCCCAUCGCAUGAGGUGCUGAUGCAGCAGCUACCGGCGUACGUUCAUCGGUUAGGUGUAACUUAGCUAGGGCCAAUAAAGUUAGUCUUUAGUUAGCAGUAAAGAGGUGUAGACCUUUUUUUAAAAAGAAGUCCCGGUAGUGAAACUCCGAACUGGCGCCCGAAUAGGGACCUGCUGAAGUGGAAAUCGUAUAAGUUCCUCGGUGAAAAAUCGUAAAUUCAGUGUUAGUGCAAAAAUCCUCGAAAAGUGGAAUAUCACAAACUCCACACGAUUGGUCGAAGGAGCCAAGUACAUAUCACAAAAGGGUCCCACGAGCCCCACCGUAGCAACCGAAGCAGAGAUCAGGACACAGUAGCCAGCCGGCUCGAUCGUCAUCAGGGCCCCCAGUAGCACCGCAGCAAACAGGACAACCCGAAGUGACUGCCUGGUUUCUCUCCACAAGCAGAGGUUCCCGAAAAUCAUCCCCAAAAGUCCAAUGAAGGUGUUGGCAAUUUCAUCUUCUAUCCUUUGGAUACUUUGGACAUGUCAACCAACCGCAACUCAGACGAUAGACAUACGACAAAUAAACAACCAGUCGCUAAUCGCCCUCGACCACGGGCCAGCAAGGAUCCAAAACGGUUCAUAUUACUAUUUACACCAUUUCAACCUAACUUCAAUUAGAAUCUAUGUGGAUAUAUUAAGUAAUCAGUUUGAAAAUCUCUCACCAAAUCUGUUUUCACCAAUCAUAUCUCAACAGUUCAAAACUAUCCACUUGCUCCUUCAGAGACUUUCCCCCAUCAGGAGACAAAAGCGCUGGGAUCGGGUAGGUACGAUUUGGAAGUAUAUAGCCGGGACACCAGAUGCUGAGGAUUUAAAAGUGAUUAAUUCCUCCAUCAAUAAUCUAAUCUCAAAUAAUAAUCAACAGGUAAAGAUCAAUAGAGAAAUCACUCUCCAACUAAAAGAAGUAGCCUUCAAAACCAAAGAAGCGAUACAACUUUUCAAUUCAAAAACAACAGAGUUUAAUGCUAUAUCAAUUUUAGAAAACCUUAAAGUUCUGUCCCAAAAACUCGAACAUAUCUUAGAAACGAUUACAUUAGCAAAGAUAGGAAUUUUGAAUACUAUUAUACUUAGCGAUAACGAAAUCACUACAUUUAUUCAUGACUUAGCUAGGGAAAAGAUCAUCGUAGUCACCGCAGCAGAGGCCAUCUCCUACGCAUCUACAUCCAUCGCCACCAAUCAAAAAGAAAUCGCGCUUCUAAUUAAACUACCGAAGCUCGACAGCAAAAUUUAUCAGAAGAUUCACAUACACCCCAUCACCCACAAUAAUCAACAACUCCAUUUACCGAACAGGAAUUUUUUGGUUCAUAACAACGAAACGCUCAUCGCCAACUCCCUAAAGUCGAAUAUAUUCAAGCUCAGUGAGGUAAGACUGGAAACGUCUACAUGUAUACCAAAUCUCCUACAAGGGCAGCCAGCCACCUGUAACUACACCAUGAAUCCAACAUCCGAAGAAGUCGUCACCAUAGACGAUCAACAUCUGCUGAUCAAUACAGUACGAAACCUCACCAUAAAAUCUAACUGUGGAUUGUCAGAAAGGAAUCUAUCGGGAGCCUACCUGAUAUCUUACGACAACUGUACGGUCAACGUGAGUAGCAUCAUGGUCAGCAACAUUAUCCAACACUUAACAGGAAAACCAAUUCAUUUAUCACUGGAUGGUCUUGCAAUAACCAAAGGCAAGCAAAUAUUUAAUCUGAGUUUGGAACAUCUAAACCUCCUACAAACGGAAACAAGGAGAGAUUUGGAGCAAAUACGUCUGGAGAACAACAGCAUCCAAUGGACCCCUUGGUCAAUCUUCGGAACAUUCUCGUUCACCCCUACCGUAAUCGGCUUAGCCAUAUUUUUUAGUAUUCUCGCCCACAGGAAAGCUAUGAAGAUCCAGUUUACCCAACCAUCUAGGGAAGUACCUAUCACUACGGACAUGAAAGUUGGCUUCCAACACACGAAUUUGGAAGAUGUAAUUCGGACGGAGCCUCAUCACUUGGGCCGGGCAAGUUAACGACGUUGCCAACCAAGAGUUCGACAUUCCACACGGCAGUUGGCAGAGUCAGCAGAAAUCAUCAUGGUAACAGCGAUCGAUAGGUCGAUGGGUCGGACGUGGUGCCCAUCGCAUGAGGUGCUGAUGCAGCAGCUACCGGCGUACGUUCAUCGGUUAGGUGUAACUUAGCUAGGGCCAAUAAAGUUAGUCUUUAGUUAGCAGUAAAGAGGUGUAGACCUUUUUUUAAAAAGAAGUCCCGGUAGUGAAACUCCGAACUUUC